AGCUAGCGUAACAAGAGGGACAGACCCCAAGUGUUAUUUUGAAUUUGCUCGAAAACACCGACUGCGGGAGGGGGCUAGCGCCUGUUAAGAAAAAAGAUGGCGGAUGUUGGAGACGAAGAAACUCGGCCAGGUCUCCCCACGGCAUUCCGCAACGGUCCGGUUGUGGGUUCGUCUACGGCGGGCACCGCGGGCCAGAACGCUGCGACGGUAACGUCAGGUCCGCGGAUAGUUCGCAUCGUCAAGUCGGAGUCUGGCUAUGGUUUCAAUGUUCGCGGUCAGGUCAGCGAAGGGGGACAGCUUCGGAGCAUCAACGGGGAACUGUACGCUCCUCUCCAGCACGUCAGCGCUGUUUUGCCCGGAGGAGCAGCAGACCGAGCAGGGAUAGCGAAGGGCGACAGGAUCCUGGAGGUGAAUGGGGUGAACGUGGAAGGUGCAACUCACAAGCAGGUUGUGGACCUGAUCCGCGCAGCAGAGAAGGAGCUGGUUCUGGCUGUGUUGUCUGUCCCGCCUCAAGAAGCCGAUGGUUUAGAAGGUGGAGAGGAUAUCCAACCUAACUACGAUUACAGUGACAAGCAGGCAGUGCCCAUUUCUAUUCCCACAUAUAAGCAUGUCGAGCAGCACMCUGAGAGGUUUGUGGUGUACAAUGUGUACAUGUCAGGAAGACAGCUGUGCUCAAAACGCUACCGCGAGUUUGCCAUCCUGCACCAAAACCUAAAGAGAGAAUUUUCAAACUUCAACUUCCCAAAGCUUCCCGGUAAAUGGCCCUUCUCGCUCUCCGAGCAGCAGCUGGACGCUCGCCGCAGAGGCCUGGAGGAAUAUCUGGAGAGAGUGUGUUCAGUGCGGGUUAUAGGAGAGAGUGACAUCAUGCAGGAGUUUCUCUCUGAAUCAGAUGAGAAUUACAACGGUGUGACAAAUGUGGAACUGCGGAUAGCCCUGCCAGAAAAGACCACCAUCUCCGUCAGGGUCCGUAAAAACAGUACUACAGACCAGGUGUACCAGGCGUUAGUGCUUAAAGUUGGAAUGGACAGUAUUAUGGCAAGCUACUUUGCUCUUUUUGAAGUCAUCAACCAUUCCUUUGUGAGGAAGCUCGCACCAAAUGAGUUCCCCCACAAGCUUUAUGUGCAAAACUACACAUCAGCUGUUCCGGGAACGUGUUUAGCGCUCCGCAAAUGGUUGUUUAGCAUCCAGGAGGAGGAGUUACUCAGAGAUAACCCGCUGGCAUUGCACUACUGCUUCCACCAGGCACUGGAUGAUGUGAAGAAGGGAUUCAUAAAAACAGAGGACAAAUCCUACCAGCUGCAGAAACUGGCGGAGCAGCGCAAGAUGGCCACGUACCUAAGCCUGUUACGGACAUGUGAGGGCUACAAUGAGGUGGUCUUCCCCCACUGCUCCUGCGACUCCAGGAGGAAGGGCCAUGUCAUCACAGCUAUCAGCAUCCAUCACUUCAAGCUGCAUGCYUGCACUGAGGACGGCACGCUGGAGAACCAGGUAAUAACCUUUGAGUGGGCAGAGAUGCAGCGCUGGGACACUGAUGAAGAGGGGAUGGCUUUCUGCUUCGAGUACGCUCGAGGAGAGAAGAAACCUCGCUGGGUUAAGAUUUUCACUCCAUAUUUCAACUACAUGCACGAGUGCUUUGAGCGAGUCUUCUGUGAACUGAAGUGGAGGAAACAGGUUGAGGAAGAGGCCUCCGAUAAAGACAACAAGAACUGCAGCAACAAUGAGUAUCUGCCUCCUCUGGAGACGCAGCAGAAGGGAUGGUGCCACCUAGGGGGCGAAAUCGCUACUUCCUAAACUACGUCUGCUGUCACUCAAAUCAGAACUGAUCCACUCGCAUCAUCACAGCCACCCCGGACAGCGCCCAUCGAUUUAAACCACGGAAUUGACAGACGGAGGCCGCCAGUUUGGGGAAACUGGAAAAGUCGCCCUUGAAACAAAUCCAGAGACGGACAGAAUGAGAAGGAGGGGGAAUAAAAUCACCAUAAACCAGCUUUCCAUGUAAUUUACUAGAUCCUCAUAGUGUGUCUGUUGUUUUUCCUCCAUGCCUCUGCCUCUGCGAUGUUGGGCUCAACAGCAGCAGAUCCUCAGUGGACGAGAUGAGACGUGUCAGUUCAGUGGCUGGCUGCUCAGGUCUGACACGGCACAGUGGGAAGCAUUGUCGCAAAGCGGACCACCUCAYAGAAAUCCGAUGAAAAGAGACGAGUUCUGGGAUGGAGAUUUGACAGUCAGCUUUUCUGACAGACACAUUCAGCCCAAAUCCUGCAGCUUGAGCCCCGAAUGGAACCGAGCUGAGAUAAAAAGAAAAAAAAACAAGAGAAGGUGGGGGAGUCCAUCAAUAAAUGGGUUUUCUGUUUCUUUCACAGUCAAAUGAUUAAAAAAAGAAAAAAAAGUCAUGCUUCACACUGAUGCUGGACAUUAACAUAUUUUUUCUAUUUCUGGGUUUGUCAGAAUAUAAGCAGCACAAAUGUCACAAAGGAAAUGGACGUGRUCAGAAUUAUUUGUAUGUUUAACGAUCAUGCUUCUGAUAAAAUAUAGAUUAAUAUAAGAGCAGUAAAAGUUUUUUUCUUCAUCUAAUUGAGUUACGUUCAGGAUGUAUUAACUAAUCUCCAUUUUCCACCUUUUCAUGUGUCUAACCCARUCUGCAGAGUGACGUCUGUUGGCAGGCAGCCAUUAAUCUCAGUGUAUGGAUAUUUUAUCCCCAUUGCAAGUGUUUUAUAGAGGCUAUUUAACCGAGCUUUGGAGCUGAGAGGAGGCGCCGUUGUCGUCCUCAGCUCCGCAGGACUAAUCUCUCCAACAAAAAGGUUGAUGGGCCAAAGCGUUAAUGUUAUUGAAAUGUCACAUCMUACACGGCGGGGACCCUCACUGACAGAAUUGUGAAUAUAAACACAACAGGAUUUAUGAGCGUGCGGGGUGCAGUUCUCCGGGCAGGCAGCAGGUGGCAGUGGAGCUUAAGGCGGAGUAAGUUUGCGAGCUCAAAUGGAAAUCUCAGUGAUCCCCUCUGGGGUUGUAAGUCACGAAAAGUAUCACUCCUCUGCAGUUUGUCCAUGAAGUACGUCGGGAUGUAAGAUGACGUAUCGUACAGAAAGUAGAGRGUGAAGUAAUUUAACUGCUACCAUAGCAUCAGUUUAACGUCUGCCUCUUACUGUGCAUACAUGGAUACAGUAUUAGUCAUGUGCAUCUGCGCAUAACAUGAUUAAAUUAACRACACUUGUGAAUUUCUGUUAUACAGAUGUUAGGGUUAUUUAUGUUUUUAUUUAGAUCUUUUUCACCUUAAUCUCAGCUGAACUGUAAAAAGGCAGACACUGACAAAAAAAAACAGAUUUUACCUCAGUGCUGGAGUUUUCUUGGUUUAUCCCAUUAAGGGCUAGAAUUAAUCUCUACCAAUUAAUUACUGACUCAUUUCUGGGCUUCACUCACAAUUUGGUCCAAAAGCCUGAAGUUCAGAAUGUUUUUUUUUUCUUUUUAUAAUAAAUUAUAGAGCACAAGUUUGACUUCUGCAGAUGCUUCAGGUUUUGCAUGUCUCUGGUGUUCCUGUGCUUUCAGUCAGCUACCGUGGAGCGUGCUCGUGUGUCCUCUGUGUUUAUCAUUGACAUUGCUGAUAAGCCUGCAGGCUCUGAUUGGACGUGUCUGAUGAGCUGUCGGUGUGGGGGCCGACAAAUGAAGAUGGAAUUUAUUUUUAUUUGUAAGACAGCAGCYGUGGAUGAAUUUAGACAAAUGAGAAGUGGGGUUUUMUUUGUUUGUUUUCAAGCUGAACCCACACAGAUAUCCCCUUCUAUCCGCUACACUGUAACAGAAUUGUAUGUGAAGCACAAUAAAUUUGACACCUAAUAGUUGUUUCUCAGUGACACAGCAGUAUGUGUUUGUGUUUUACACAAGCAGCUUGAUUGAGAAACAUAGAUUGCCAGGAGGUCAUUUUGACAGCAAAACCCACCAGAGAUGGAUAAUGUCAGAACUGCAGCUGCUCAKCCCUGAUGUUUCUGUUUUUUAAUUAAUAUUAAUUAAAUUUCCUGGGAAACAGAAAA
Messenger RNA from Austrofundulus limnaeus, 4019 nucleotides. It is a transcript of the gene snx27a, whose product is annotated as sorting nexin 27a. Gene Ontology annotation, biological process: intracellular protein transport; signal transduction; endocytic recycling. Gene Ontology annotation, molecular function: phosphatidylinositol-3-phosphate binding; protein binding. The record is from RefSeq and is a predicted model, not a curated record. Gene Ontology annotation, cellular component: early endosome. The transcript has 13 exons. Lineage: Eukaryota; Metazoa; Chordata; Actinopteri; Cyprinodontiformes; Rivulidae. Bases 97 to 1791 code for a protein of 564 amino acids.